AUGGUUGUCUGCGCCGCUGCUUGUGGUAAACCUCUAGGGGCGACAGGUGUCGCUAAGUGCGGCUGCGGCUUAUCUUACCAUAAAGCUUGUGUGGGCAUGGGUCAAAAUGCGCGCGUCGCGAGUACUUGGGCAUGCCCGGCGUGCAAAGCGACGACCCCCCGGCGUGACAACUCCGACAAUACGCCGGUGAAGCCGGGUGGGGCCGUCGAGGACGAUGCGCCGUUGGAUCAACAGCUUGACAUCGCCGAACAGCUGCGCUUGCUUCGCGCGGACUUCGGCUCUGUGCACGACGAAGUUGUGGGCCUGCGCCAGGAGGUGCAGCGCUUCCACGAUCUACUCAGUGGUCUCACUGGCCGUCUGGUUGUCCUGGAGGAGAAGGUCAGGCGCUUGGAGGAGCGGCCCGUGGUACCCAUCGACGGCGGGCCAGAAGACAGUUCGCCGUCGGGAGCAACGGUGGAGCUGCAGCAGACGGUGGCACGCCUUCAGCUGGAGCUGAACGACCGCGACCAAGACGCGUUGCUCUCCGACCUCGACAUUGGCCACGUUCCAGAGACGAAGGGUGAGAACGUGGUCCACACCAUCACCGUUCUCGCGGCCAAGUUAGGUGUCACCUUGGAGCAGCGUGACGUCGUGUUCGCCGAGCGAGUCGGUGCGGUGGAUCGGGGCGAGGAAGGGGCCAAUACUGAGGCCGGAGGUCGGCCGCGUCGCGUCGUCGUUAGGCUGGCGCGGCGACAGCUGCGGGACGAACUGCUGCAGGCCGCCCGGGUGCGGCGAAAUUUCACCUUCUCCGAUGAGAACCAGCCGGGCCCCCCGCGUCGCGUCUUUGUCAAUGAGCGCCUGACACGCACGAACCGCCAGUUGUUCCACAAAGUUCGUGAGCUGUGUAGGCAGCAGCAGUGGAGGUUCUCGUGGACAAGGCGAGGCAGAAUUUAUGCCCGACAAGGUGAAGGAAAAUCGGCUUUCCCCAUUCGCUCUGAAGCUGACUUGGUGCGUGUUUUUGGAGCAAGCUCCGUCUGA
Molecule: messenger RNA, 1017 nt
Organism: Cydia pomonella (codling moth)
Lineage: Eukaryota; Metazoa; Arthropoda; Insecta; Lepidoptera; Tortricidae
Exons: 1
Coding region: 1-1017 (338 amino acids)
Source: RefSeq, a predicted model, not a curated record